UCAAACCGAAAAAAUCAAAAACCAAACAAUUCGAACAAAAAUUUUUGUUGUUCAAUUUUUGGUUCUAAUAUUAAAAAUUCUAAUCAAACCGAACCAAACUGGUUCAUCUAAAACACCCUAACAAAACCAUUAGACCAAGUGACCCAAAUCAGAUAACCUAAAGCCCUAACCUAGCGACCCUCCCUCCCAGCAGCGCGGAACCCCUUCUUUUCCGCCAUUGACGCCGCCGGACAGCACCAUCGCGGCGGCGCGGCCCUUUCCUCUUCCUCUCCCUUCCUCGUAGGCUCGUAGCGCUUCGCUCUCUCCCUCAUCGUCGACGGCUCCACACACCACCUCUCCAGCAGCAAGCCGUCUCCUCCACGAACUAACAGCCGCCGUCGUCCUGGACGAACCGCAGCAGCACGCACCAGAUGCAGUCGACGCUGCCGCCGUUCGUCGCUGAAACCGUGUCGUCUGUCCAGUCUCUUCUUCUCCGUCAUUGAAGCAGUGUUGUCCUUCCAUCUCUGGUUUUUGUUUCGUCGCCGCCGUCGUCUUACCAUCCUGCACCUCGGACGUCCUCUGUAAUGGAGCCUAAGCCUCAGGAAAGGGGAAGGCGAAAGAGGAAGAAUUUGUGGAAUUGGUGCACCACAUGAAAAUUUUUGGAAUUAGUUUGGUGGUAUUUCUGAUUCAGUUUGGUUCUAUUUCCGAUUCAGUCUCUUAUUGCUUUUCGUUGCUUCUUAAUUUUCCCGAGUCAGGUUGAUUACUCUUCCAUCUGCUUCCGCUGUUUUUGCAAAAUUGUUAAUGAUUUUAAUUUGUUGUGCUGCUGCUACUUUGUUAGUGAUUUCUGAGUCAGGUUGAUACCUAGAGAACUCCAGUCUAUACCCAGAGAACUGAGAAGUCUUCUUCCUCUCGCGAGCCCCUUGCCGUCGAAGUCUUCUUCCUCUCCCGAGUCCCUCGCUGUGUCCCGAGCAUCUUGCCGUCGCUGCAUCCCGAGCCUCUCGCCGUCGCUGCGUCCUCUGUUGCUGUCUUCCUCCUCUGUCUUUCUCUGUCCGCAGUCCUUUAAGAUUGAUAACAGUAAGUACACAAAAAAAAAAUCAGAAGCAUAUAAGAAUCAAAGAAAAUCAGUAAACCAAUCAUAAAACCAAUCCACACAAUCAGUAAUGAGUAAUGACAACAUCACUGACAGAAUAUCAGAAAAAAUGAAAAAUCAGUAAACCACAAAUCAGAAUCAAGAUUCAAGAACAUCAUCAACAAUCUUAAACCAAUCAAUGAUAAUACCAAUCCACAAUAAUGAUAAUAAGUCAACAACAAUUGAAAAAUCACAGAGGUGAGGGACUGGAGGGUUACUGGGCAGCAGAACUCGAUAAUACCAAUCCACAAUCAUGACAAUAAGUCAAUAACAAUUGAAGAAGAAAAAUAAAAAAUCAGAGAGGUGAGGAACUAGAGGGUUACUGGGAAGCAGAACUCGAGAAGAGGUGGAGCGUCGACGAACUACUGCCAAGGAGUCGUGGAACUGGAGUAGAGAAGAGUUGGAGCACGGUGGAAUAGAGCCGGCGCGGCAGAACAGCGGCUGUGGGACAGAGGAAGGAAGCGAGACGAGUUGUAGUGGGAACGGUGCCUUCGAGCAGUGGCGGAGACGACCGUGGUGGGGAAGGCGGCUUUGACAGCUGCGAUGGGCGGUGACACGGCGGUGGCUGGACAGAGCAAGUGUGGCAGUGACGAAGGAGCUCGAACCUCAGAGAUGCUGCUGCCUGCUGGGUUACCGUUUUGGCUGGGUUCCUUUUCUUUUUCUUUUUUUUUUAAGGAAUGAAAAGUUGAAAACAGUGUUGUUUUGGUCCAAAAUACAAAAACUGGCCUGAUUCACAUGGUCUUAUACGUUUUCUCGAUUGCUUGGAUUCAAAGGCAUUUAUUCUUUUUUAUUUUCUAUUAUACGACAUUAAAUCAAUUGUUGUUGACUUAUUGUCAUUAUUGUGAUUUACUGAAUUUUCAUUUUUUCUGAUAUUCUGUCAAUGAUGUUGUCAUUACUCAUUAGUGAUUGUUGUGGAGUGAUUUAUUGGUUUACUGAUUUUCUUUGAUUAUUACAUGCUUCUGAUCUGUUAAUUUUUUUGGUUGUGUACUAACUGUUAUCCUUGAGAUUAUUGGGUUGCUGUAAUAUUGUUAAUUGUUAUUGGGUUGCUGGUAAUUUUUAAGUAUGAAUGAGAGUAUCAAUCAAAAAGCAUCUAGCGAUAAUAAUGCAUAUACUAAGAAUAAUUUGGCUUCUAAGCUCUUGUUAGGUUGUUGUAUGUUUGUCCAAUUGUUGAUUUGAAUAAUUAUUCUGAUCUAAAUUCAUGUUAUUGAUCUUGUUAAUUUAGUAAUUUGAUAAAUUGUUGUUGAAGUGCUCUGUGAUUGUUAGGUUGCUGUAUUUUUAUCUAAUUGUUAAUUUGAACAAUUAUUCUAUCUUAGUUCAUGUUCUUGAUCUUGUCUAGUAAUUUGAUAAAUUGUUUUUGAGGUGUUGUUCUUUGAUCCUGUGAUUGCUAGAUGGCUGUAUUUUUGCCAAUUAUUAAUUUGAAUAAUUAUUCUGAUUUGAGUUCAAGUUCUUGAAUUUGUUAAUUUGAUAAAUUUCUGUUGUUGUGGUGCUAUUUUUGAUUUUGUGAUUGUUAAUUUGUAUAAUUGUUAUUUUUAAUGAGACAUUGUGGUUGAUAUAGUAUUUUUAAUUUGGAUAAUAUUUUAAAGUUUAUAUUAGACUAUAGUUAUGUUUUAAUGUGUUUAUUUAUAUUUUAUUUAUUACUAUAAUAUGAUUUUUUCAGUUGAACCAAUUAACUAGUAACCAGAGCAGUUGGAUGACUGGUUUAGUUUUCUAAACUUUGAUCUUUAAACAUCAUUUUGGAACUAAUUGACAUGAAAUAUAUAAGGAUGGUUCUGAAAACCAAUUUGAAUCGGUUGAUCGAACCGUGAGCCGAUCGCAAAUUUGGUUAGGUCCAUAGUAAAAAACCAUCAAGUUUAAAAAUCAAUUUGAGAAUUGGAAUAUCAAUCGAGAACUAGUUAGUCAAUUGAAUCGGGACCCCGAACGGUUUUGAAGCUAGAACCAAAAUAACGUCGUUUUGGAUUAAAAAAAAAAAAGGCUGAAGAGAAGAAAACUUGAAAUCAGUAAGCCAUCCAUUCUGUUCCACUCUCAGCCAAACUUCCAUCUUCCAUUCCCCCCAUCUAGCUGCAAGUCCCCAUCGUCAUCAGCCUCUCCUUUCCGUCCUUGUCAUCUUCUUCCCGUUCUUGUCAUCUCCGGCUUCCAUACCAUUUAUGCCGUCGUCCUAAGAACGCUGACACUUGUUUGCUUACGAAUGACGCAAAAGUUUAAAAGCUACCAUUUUUUGUCAUAGCUGCCGGUCACCUCUCUUCGAAUCACUCUCGUUACUUCCUAGUCAACAAUCUCGCGUUGACUCCAACAAGAUGGCGCUGCACGCCCUCACCCUACUACUGUGCACCUUCUCACUCUCACUCUCCUUUGCUGUAGCUUCGUCCCACAUGGCUUCUUCUUCUUCUUCCUCUUGUUCCGUUGUCACGCCAUCCACUCCUCUUGUUUCCUUCCUCGAACAGCUCCAAGAAACGGCGCUCCAAACCUUCGGGGACUCCAACUUCGAUCCCAAAACCUACGUUGACUUGCCCCUCAAGUUCACCCUCUCCGAGACACACCAAGCAUUCCAGAACCUUCCAAGACUGAGUUCCAACGGGACCGUUUCUGCGGAGGUGCUGAAAGGCUUCAUCAAUAGGUACUUUAAGGGCGCAGGGGAUGAUCUGGUGUGCUGGCAGCCACAUGAUUUCGUUGCAGAGCCAGAAGGGUUCUUGACGAAGGUGAAGCACCCGGAGGUGAGGGCGUGGGCUUUGAAGGUUCAUUCGCUUUGGAGAAACUUGAGUCGCAAGGUAUCCCGUGAAGUCGAAAAGAACCCGCAGCUGCACACUCUGCUUCCCCUGCCGAAUCCUGUUGUUAUUCCUGGUUCACGCUUUCGUGAGGUCUAUUAUUGGGACUCCUAUUGGGUCAUUCGGGGCUUGCUGGUGAGUAAAAUGCAUAAGACUGCUACUGCUAUUGUGAUGAAUCUUGUUUCUUUGAUAGAAAAAUAUGGAUUUGUGCUCAAUGGGGCUAGACAGUACUACACUAACAGGAGUCAGCCUCCUCUUUUAAGCUCUAUGAUUUAUGAGAUAUACCGCAGCACUGGUGACAUUGAGUUAGUUAAAAGAUGUUUACCUGCACUGCUUAAGGAGCAUGCCUUUUGGAAUUCAGAUAUACAUAGAGUGACCAUUGUGGAUGCUCAAGGACACUCCCAUAACUUGAAUCGCUAUCAGGCAAUGUGGAACAAACCCAGGCCAGAGUCGUCCACAAUGGACAAGAAAUCUGCUUCCAAGUUCUUAAAUAUUUCAGAAAAGCAGCAUUUUUACCGUGAUAUUGCCUCGGCUGCUGAAUCAGGAUGGGAUUUCAGCACAAGAUGGAUGAGAGUUCCACCUGACUACAGUACACUAGCUACAACAUCUGUAAUACCUGUUGAUUUGAAUGCAUAUCUGCUUGGGAUGGAAAUUAAUAUUGCCUUCUUUGCAAAAGCUAUUGGAGACGAAACCACUGUGAAACACUUCAUGGAACUUUCUGAUGCUAGAAAGAAGGCAAUAAAUUCUGUUUUCUGGAGUCCAAGCAAGAAGCAAUGGCUCGAUUACUGGCUCAACAGUGGCACAUGUGAGGUGGCUCAUGUUUGGGAAGCUAAGCAUCAGAAUAAAAAUGUAUUUGCUUCCAAUUUUGUUCCUUUGUGGAUGGAGCCAUUUUACUCAGAUGGUUCGCUUGUGGGUAACGUUGUUCAUGCUCUCAAAACUUCUGGCCUGAUUCGUGCUGCUGGAAUUGCAACUUCUUUGACUGAUUCAGGACAACAGUGGGACUUCCCAAAUGGUUGGGCUCCACUUCAACACAUGCUAGCAGAAGGCCUGGUAAAAUCAGGGUCAAAAGAAGCAAGGUUGUUGGCUGAGGAAAUUGCUAUCAAAUGGAUUAGAAGCAAUUAUGUUAGUUACAAGAAAACAGGGGUAAUGCAUGAAAAGCUUGACGUGGAGAAGUGUGGAGAAUAUGGAGGCGGGGGUGAAUAUGCACCCCAGACUGGAUUUGGUUGGUCUAACGGGGUUGUGUUGGCAUUCUUGGAAGAGUUUGGUUGGCCUCAAGAUCGGAGUAUAGAUUGUUGAUAUGUGUGUUCAGAUUCAAAGUUUGAACAAGCCUUGAGCCUGGUAUUGUUUAGAGGAUGAUGCGCUUAAAUAAGGAAGUGUCGACUGUUGAGCACUUUUUCUUGCAUCAAUAAUUUUUCUUGUGUGUAAGAGACUUGCUAAAUGAUUCCAAUAAUAGUUUACCCUUCAUGUUUCUGCUUUACUAAGCAUUUUAGAGAAGCCAAACCAGGUGUUCUAGUAGUGGCUAAUUUAGUGUGUGAGUGGAUGGGUGAGUGUAUUUGUGUGAACAAAAAAAAAACAAAAAAAAAACAUAAGCGAGACUAUCUUUAAGCAUCAUUUUGGAACUAA
This is a messenger RNA of Arachis stenosperma, 5493 nucleotides long. Its product is annotated as probable trehalase. Gene Ontology annotation, biological process: trehalose catabolic process. The record is from RefSeq and is a predicted model, not a curated record. NCBI's taxonomy places the organism in Eukaryota, Viridiplantae, Streptophyta, Magnoliopsida, Fabales, Fabaceae. The transcript is spliced from 14 exons. Bases 3403 to 5166 code for a protein of 587 amino acids. Gene Ontology annotation, molecular function: alpha,alpha-trehalase activity.